AUGAACGAGGAAGUGUUUAGCGAAAUUGUUGAUCGUGUUCGUUCCUUCAAUGAGAAAUCUAGGACGUUCUGGAGAGAGCCUUUGGACCCAGGCCUACGUGUUGCAAUAACCCUCAGAUUUCUAGCGACAGGGAAUUCCUACAAGAGUCUGGGCUUUGCAUUCGGUGUGGGUCCCAGCACCAUUUCCCUUGUUGUUCCAGAGACCUGCCGAGCAAUUGUUGCUGCAUAUGGCGAUGAAGUCAUGCAAGUGCCUGACACAACAAAAGGGUGGAAGGAAGUUGCCCGUGGGUUCCAUGAGCGCUGGAAUUUCCCACAUACCCUGGGUGCAAUAGAUGGGAAACACAUCAGAAUCAAGAACCCAGAUUUCAGUGGCUCCCACUAUCAUAACUACAAGAAGUUCUCGGUGGUCCUACUUGCUGUUGUUGAUUCUGACUACAAAUUCCUGUUCAUAGAUGUGGGAGCAAUUAGAUCGUGGGAGGUGGUGCCUGCGAGUAGGCUGAGACUGUACAACGAACUGGGGGACAUUAACCGUCGGCGCCUCCGUCACCGACCCCUCCGGCAUCCCGAGGGUACUUGGAGUGUAUUACAGGACUAG
Molecule: messenger RNA, 594 nt
Organism: Scylla paramamosain (green mud crab)
Lineage: Eukaryota; Metazoa; Arthropoda; Malacostraca; Decapoda; Portunidae
Exons: 2
Coding region: 1-594 (197 amino acids)
Source: RefSeq, a predicted model, not a curated record